Molecule: messenger RNA, 2561 nt
Organism: Sitophilus oryzae (rice weevil)
Lineage: Eukaryota; Metazoa; Arthropoda; Insecta; Coleoptera; Curculionidae
Exons: 9
Coding region: 329-2116 (595 amino acids)
Source: RefSeq, a predicted model, not a curated record
CGCAGCAGAACCCAACAAUAAGGCGCUGGUUUCAUUCAUAACACGGCAAGACUCGGGCGCGACCAGUCCGCUCCAUUCAAUUCUGUCGGCCACGUACAGCCGGAACACCUGUACACCGAAUAUUCUACCUGAAUCUUGAGCGAGUUGGCUUUUUGGUCCUUCGAGCCGGCCCACACUUUGCGUGUUUCUCGAAUUGUUCUACGCGGCACUUGGGUGGCUCUCGUCUUUCCAAUUUUUCUUUUCUUCUCUUUUCGUCUCCUCUUUGAAUUAAUGUAGGCGGAAAAUAUUUGACAUUUUUUCGGUGCCAAACAAGUUGAAGUUAUUUCUCAUGGAGCGCCUAUGUGUAUAUGUGAUCUCGGCUAUUUUUCUUGCUGUUUUACCAUGGCAAUUAGCAGACGCAUCUUGCUAUUUCUCCCAUGAAUUCCAAGGAGAUUUCGUAAUGCAAACCUCGGCAAAUGUCGGCAGUGGAAUUCAAUAUAGCCCCCUCACUAUAAACGCCAUUUCUAUAUCGAUUUGGGGCAAUUGCCAUAAAAGGAAUGGCAGCAAUGUUAUCCUCAUGUUCAAUUUCAGCGUACCGACUUGCUACAGAUGCCUCCAUUUGAAGCUGCGAUCACCUAAUGUGCUUCAAGUGUUUGCUUCUAGUCAAGAAAUCAUUUCGAAAUGUUUUACCAACGUUGAAGCAGCGGAAGCAAACUGUCCUUCUGAGGAAUCCGUCGAAACGCGUGGUUCAGCGGCGGAAAUAUUGUUAUUCAAAAUUAAAGAUUACCAAGACCUAAUCACCCAAAAACAGUACUGCCCCAUCGAUGGAAAAUACUACACAGACUACAAAGGGAAGAACCCUUUAAGGCCUCAAGAAUGUGUUGGUUUCAACUCUACAGUCGAUUCCUGCCCUUCAGGCUCAACACUAAACUUCAGGUUGAGAAGCUGCUCAUUCGACAGCUACGACCUGAGGUUUGACUGUCUUGGACACUGGAAAGGACCAAACGAUCAGACAUUUCUGGUAUUUACAGACAGCAGACAUCUGGAUGGACAGAAACCAAAAUACAGAUGUGCUCUUUACAGACAAGACAAAGUUACCGGCCAGGUCGAAAUGGCUGUAAGCAGGGAUUCAACUUGCACUACUGACCUAUACAAUGCCACCAAUGGCUUCGAAACCUUCGUCUUAUCGCAAAAAACUGAAAGCCCUUGGCCCCCAGAAGUUAGUUUUGGAAUUUGUAGCUUCCCAAAAUGGAUGUUCGGCACUUGGGAAUAUGUGAGAGUCGAAGCAGACACAAUGGUGUAUAAGGAUCACACUUCAUUCAAAACUUACACGAUCAAAUGUGCGGGUGAACAUGAAGAAAGUAAUAAAUAUUUGGUCUUCAGUAGAACCCAGUGUAACGAAGAAUCAUAUAACUGUAUGAGAAUAGCAAACAGAAGUAAAAAUAUCCUAGAAUUCCAAUUGGGAACUAAUUCCAGCACUAGCAAAGACGUUUAUUCUUUAUGUUCCAAUGAUAACUUUGAUGACAAUUCUUGGAUAACCCAAGGAAGACUAGACCUUACAUCCCCUAUGCAAAACAGACUUUGUCCAAUAACCGGGGAAUAUACAGGGCGUAUUCCUGACGCUCCAGACUUAUGCGCCAAACUGUGGUCUGACUGUAGAGCUCCUGAACUAAUGUACUACCAAGUAUCCGACUGUACUAACGACGAGAUAUACGAAGAAAGAGAGUAUCAGUGUUUGGGACAUUGGAAAGAAAUGAAUUUGCUCUAUACCUAUACAGAGAGAAAAGAUGUAGCUGAUGGUACUUACGAAUGUUUUGUCGGUUCAAUCAACUCGGAUAAAGAAAUAUACAUCAAGGAGGCUGGUGAACACUGCCAGAGAAAUAUCAAUCCCUCGCUCUAUGGUAUGAAGCUUACUAAGACAAAAUCGACUUAUUCUUGUGGAAGUACAGACAGACCAUAUUUGGAACCUUCGCUACCUCCAAGAUUCAGUACUGUGUCACCUAGACGUACCACAACCAAAAGUACCGACUCCAAUUCCAUCCCGGAUCAGCCACAUGACAAGCAAAACGCCAGUGAAAAAGUAUCGAUAUCGCUUCUGUACAUGUUCUUGUUGUUUGUAUUUACUAGAUCCUUAUAAUGCAAAGACUUAUAUAGCUUUAAACCUUGAAGCAGACGAUGUUUUCGAAAACUUUUGUUCUUAAACUGUUUUGAAAUAUCGUUUACUGUUCCAGAGACAUAACUUUCUGUGUUACACAGUUCCAGACCUUGCCAGACUACAAUCUAAUUUAUACUAGAAUUAUUAUCCUCUGCCUGUAUCAUAUUAUUUAUUUCCUAUAAUUAUUUUAAUAAGCCUAUCGAUUAUUGACAUCGAUUUUAAUAUUACUCGGUCUUUAAGUGUUCCAUAAUUUUAUUUUAAAAAUCUUUUCGACAACGAGUCUAUUAUUUGUAAUAUAUUUUAAAGUAUACUUGAAUGAAUGAACAAAUGUAUGAAGGAUGCUAGAAUGAGUUUAGAUUUAAACAUAUUGUGAUGUAUAUUAUUAAAUUAUUUAGUAUUCGUAUUAAAAAAAAUUCUACGUUUUCAA